AUGGAGAAUGAAGCUGUUUUCGCGGGCGAGCCCGCUCUGGAUGUUCAACAGCAAGUCGCAGAUAGCCGCCCCGAUUCGGCGGCCUCGAAAUCGAAAACACUUCAAAUUCAAGCGCAAUCCUUGCUAGGUGACGAUGAGGAAUGGCGGCGGGAGCAGGCAGCCAGAAGAGAACAUGCAGAGGAAGGUCCACGAUGGCGACGGCCUAACAUUUGGUGGCUGCUGCCAUUUGGGCUGCUGUACACCUUGGGGUUUGGCGGCCUUGCCGUACCCAAGAUCAACUUGAUCAUCUCCUUGGUCUGUCGCGACUACUUCGCCGAGAAGACAAUACAUGAUCCUACUUUCACCUACCUUCCAGUCGUAUUUGGUGAAGAUAAUCAUCAGUGUCGACUGCCCGAAAUUCAAUCUCAAGUUGCGAAAUUCCAACUGUACAUCAACCUUGUCACCGGUAUUAUCUCUGCUCUUGUGAGUCCACGCCUCGGCCAUUUAUCAGACCGAUAUGGACGAACGACCAUGAUUGCGUUGUGUUCCUUGGGUGCCGUCUGCAGUGAAGUGAUCUCAACGAUUGUGGCUACAUGGCCUGAGAACAUGCCGGUCAAUGUUCUCUUGAUCGGAGCAGUCAUGGAUGGACUGGGUGGCUCCUUCACCACGGCUCAAGCUCUCAUUCAUUCAUAUGCCUCUGACUGCACGCCUCCUGCCCGACGCAGUGUGGCCUUUGGCAUGUUCCAGGGCGCACUGUUCCUUGGAAUCGCUGCCGGGCCAAGUGGCGCUGCUUUGCUGAUCAAAAAGACUGGAGGCGUGUUGAUCGUCUUUUACAUCGGUCUCGUCUUCCAUGCAAUUUUCUGUUUGUCGGUUUAUUUCAUUGUCCCGGAAUCCCUUCCGCAGAAACGACAACUCGAGGCGCGCGAGCGACAUCGCGUGAAGAUGGCGGACACGACAAAUGCUCGUCGAUUCUCUCUUCAAAAUCUGAAUCCGAUGAAUCUCAUCACCCCUCUCAACAUCCUCAUGCCCGCGGUUGGACGACCGAGUGUGCUAUUUCCAAAUCGGCGUGGUGCGAGUAGAGUCCUACGCCGAAACAUUGUCCUACUUGCGGCAAUGGAUACCGCUGUCUUCGGUGUAGCAAUGGGGACUGUCCAAGUCAUCAUCAUCUAUGCGGAAUACAUGUUCAACUGGGGUAAUGUCGAGUCAAGCAUAUUCGUCUCAAUCGUCAAUGUUGUGCGUGUGGUGAAUCUAUUCAUCUUCUUGCCGAUUAUCGCCCGGCUCUUCCGCACGCCUUCGGAAGAUGACGGUAUCAUCCGCGGAUCCGACAUGCUUGACAUUAUCAUCAUUCGUUUGUCGGUGAUCUUCGAUAUACUUGGAUACAUCGGCUACGCAUUAUCCAAGCAUCCCUCCCUCAUGAUCCUCUCGGGGGCAGUGGCUUCUCUUGGCGGAAUGGGCUCGCCCACGUUGCAGUCAUCAUUGACAAAGCACGUGCCACACGAGAGAGUCGGACAAAUGCUAGGUGCUAUCGGUCUUUUACACGCGCUGGCUAGGGUUGUUGCGCCAGCGAUCUUCAACUUGAUAUACAGCGCCACAGUUGCAACCUACCCACAAACGGUUUUUGUGACGCUAGCCGCUGUCUUUGGUGUUGCGUUCUUCAUGAGUCUGCUUAUAAGGCCGCAUAUCACCCUCGAUGACGAUGAGAUAUCAGAUGCCACAGUGGAGGCAAAUGAAGGAGGUGCGACUGAAGAAGAUCCACUGCUGGGGUGA
Messenger RNA from Penicillium diatomitis, 1746 nucleotides. RefSeq names its product putative tetracycline-efflux transporter. Gene Ontology annotation, biological process: transmembrane transport. Gene Ontology annotation, molecular function: transmembrane transporter activity. The transcript is spliced from 3 exons. Lineage: Eukaryota; Fungi; Ascomycota; Eurotiomycetes; Eurotiales; Aspergillaceae. Gene Ontology annotation, cellular component: membrane. Bases 1 to 1746 code for a protein of 581 amino acids. The record is from RefSeq and is a predicted model, not a curated record.